Molecule: messenger RNA, 2611 nt
Organism: Acyrthosiphon pisum (pea aphid)
Lineage: Eukaryota; Metazoa; Arthropoda; Insecta; Hemiptera; Aphididae
Product: immunoglobulin-binding protein 1
Exons: 4
Coding region: 257-1291 (344 amino acids)
Biological process (GO): regulation of signal transduction; regulation of dephosphorylation
Cellular component (GO): cytosol
Molecular function (GO): protein phosphatase 2A binding
Source: RefSeq, a predicted model, not a curated record
AUUAUCACAGAUUGCAUAAAAUAGUUUGUUGUGCAUUGUGCACAAAAUUAUAGACUAUAGUUGCAACCUGCGAUGAUUCCGUCCAUGUAUAAGUCUAUCUGAGUAAAUAUUAGGCCGUACCUUUUCAAAACUUUACUGUCAUAUAGGUACGAUAUACUACUACAGUGAAUAGUGAGUGGUCUUUCUUUUCAUUUCGCUUCGCCUUCCGGAAAGGACUUUCGAGUUGGACGUGAAAAUAGCCACUGAAAUUUUAAAAAUGGCGACGGCGUCGGUGUCCGUAGAAUUUCAAAACCUCACAUUGUCUGAGUGCUUCGACCAAGGCCUGUCGUCUUACGAGAGUAUUUGCGAGUCUACUGAGCCGGCCAAGGAAUCGGGAACGCAGUACAGGAUAAUAAAAUGUAUGAAAAUAUUAGAGCACACUACACAACUCGUAUCCGCGGCUGGCAUGUUCAGCGACAAUGAGACCAUUGAAGAGAUACCAACGACCGACGUCAAAUACAUGUUACUGCCAUUCAUGUUGGGGUCUCUGGCACUGAAACUCACAAACAACGGCAACAGAUUGGAUGUCGUCAAAACAGCUGAAGUAUAUUUCAGAGAUUAUCUCCAGAGGUGUAAAGAUUAUGGAUUGGCUGACCAUACUAUACCACCUGUGUACACAGACUCUGAAGAAACCACUACAAAGGCCACUAUGGACUUUUCUCUCAUGGCUCGUAGGCGUGCCGAAAAAAUUAAGAGUUACAAGGAACAAAAAUUAAUGGAAACUCAGUUACAGCUGUUGAAGGAACAGAACGAACGCGAGUCUGUUGAUGACGAAAUGAGAAGAAAGUACAUAGUCUCUUUACUGAAAUACAAUAUUGGUAAGGCUUUGGAAGAAUUAGAUUCGCUUCAAGCCGAAAUGAGAAUUUUACACUAUAAAUUGAAACAUGAGGAUAAAGACAACCCUGAAAAUGCAAAAUCUCAAAAGAUCAAACCUAAACCGUUAAUGCCUAUUAUUAUCACAAAAAAUGAGUUACAAAAACAAGUAUUUGGUGCUGGCUAUCCGAGCUUGCCAACAAUGACAGUUGAAGAAUUCUGUCAAAAACGUAUCAAUGACGGAAUAUGGCAUUUACCUACAGCAGAUAAUACCAAGUGUUUACAACAACUGUCUGAAGCUCCAGAACCAGAACAAGAAGAUAAAGAAGACAAAAUCAAUGAGGAAGAAGAAGAAAACGAAAGACAACGACUAAAUGCUCGCGACGAGUACAAAGAUGACCAUCGCCGAGGAUGGGGUAAUAGGCAUAAUAGAAGUUAAAGGACCUGAUAAUUUAAAAUUAGAUUUUGUAUAACACUAAAUUACCAUGUUUAUUAAUUAUUACUAUAAUAUUAUCAUCUAAUAAAUACUAUAAAUUACUACAUUAGAUAUUCCUAAUUUAACAAGGUAAAAAGGUAAUUUAUUUUUAAUAGUUCAUAAGUAUUAACUUGAUAACAAUUCUCUUAGGUAUAAGUAAUACUAUAAUGAGAGAAGGUGAAGCAACUUUAUAACAUUAGCAUUGACUACUAGCUAGUAUUUAUAGGUAUAUUAGCAUCUCGUCUAAAUAACCUACAUUUUCCUUGAUUCAUAAAUUUAUUGAUUUUACAAUGAUGUGUUUUUUUUGUCUGUGUGUGGAUACGAUAAGUAUUCAAAAUAAUACUUUAAUUUUCAACUUCAGUAUCUUUUUCGGUAGUUUUCAAAACAGCUUGAAUAAACAAAAAAAAAUUAAGGAUAAUGAGAAUUUGUACGGAAAAUUAGUUUUCGAUAAAAUCAAUUUUGAUUUUUGGUGUAACUAUUAAGAAGCGUAAUAAGGUAGCCCAUCUUUUUUUAUUUACUAAUUGUUUUAUUGUUUAAAAAUUAGUAUUAAUUGUAUUUAUUAAUCAUUAAUAACUCAAAAGUAGUUUAUAUUUGUCCAUUUUUUCCCAGGCGAAGUUUAGAUUUGAAUAUAUAUUAAUGUAUAUAUUUUAAUUUUUACUAAUAGAUUAGUAAUAUAAUAGGCUGAUUGACUUCUUUACUCAGAAUCGUUUUUCCUAUACAAACAGCACGGGGUCCGCGAUCUACCGCAGGUAGAUUACCUUCCUGACAAUAUACUGCUGGGAAUCACAAUUUUGAUUCCGGGCAACGAAAAAGUUAAGAUAAAAUUUUGAACGCCAUACAGUACACAUCGAAUAUUAAAUGACGAAUUGAACAAAGUUUAAGUCAUAUGGAGUUGGUACAUUUAAUAGGCAACAAAGUGCACGGUAUCAGUUAGUAUAAUAAUAUAAUAACCCCACGAACAUGUAGUAAUUAUAUGUAGUAAUUAUUAUAGCGUAUUUAGCAUUACGGUGGUGGACGCGGGAUAGGCAGGAUUGAUAGUUUAGUCCCAAAUGACCGUUUUUUGGUUAAUUGGUCACGGGAAAGAGGCUAGUCCAUUCAUCCCUUUUUUUAAUAUACAAUAAUACUUAUAAGAAGAUAGGUACAUUUCAAAAUUAUGGUAGAUAUAAAUUGUAAAUCAAAAAUAACUUAUGGUAUGAAUUGAUAUCUAUAGUUUAUUUUUAUUAUUAUUUAUUUAUUUUAUUUAACGAUUGACUUAUUAUAAUAUACCUAUUUAUACUUCACUAA